AUGGAGUCGACAAUGCAACAACGGCGGGAUGAGAUCCUCGCGAAAAAGGCAAAGCUCGCCGAGCUGAAGCGCCAGCGCGAACUGAGAAAAGCAGAGUCGGCGAGCCGGCAGUCGACAACGGGCAGUCCGCUGGGGGAAGUCCUCUCACCAACACCAAGACGAAGCGAAGACCUCGAUCGGAGAACUGAUGUCAACAACCUCAUCAACAGCAUUCUCGGCGAGAGCAGGCCUGGAUCAACUGGACCUGGCUCGCCCGCCGGUCCAGGGCGGGCGACCCGACCGACAUCAGUCGUCAGCGCAGGCCAGCUUAGCAGCGAUGAAGGCUCCGCCGGCUUCCCGCCAUCUGCUGGCAUGAUCGACCGAGAGAUGCAGACGCUUUCGAUUGGCCCACUAGCUACCGUGUACGAAAUCGACGGCCAAGUCACAAACGAGGUCAAGAAAGAAAAGGAGAUCAUCACCUACAGCAAGGGAGUGCAGGCGAGCAUAGAAUGGAGCCCCUCAAAGGAACGCCGCGCGGGCGGCAGCGACAGCGAGCGCGACGAUAGCCCUACACGAUCACCCAAGAGCAAGAGGCUGAGCAGGAGACAAAAAGAGCGUGAGGAGGAGAUUCGAGCCCAACUGCGCAAGGAGAUUGAGGAAGAGAUCAAGGCAGUCCAACAACCACCCCAGGAAGGCGCGCCACAGCCGGGAUCAGACGAGAACUUUCCCUUCAAGACUCUCACAAAUGAGGAACUCACGGCCGUGGAGAACUCGGAGGAAUUCAUUGGCUUUGUAGAGCGAAGUACAAAGGUGUUGGAGCGGGCUCUCGACCAACAACUAGGCUAUGACAUUCUCGCCGACUAUGCGCAUGCAGGUGUGGAUGUCGACGACUCGGAUGAAGGCUACGGCUCGAGUGGAGCAAAGAAGGGUCGGCGAAUAAGGGAGGUUGCGCAGUUCUGGGACGAGCGGUGGAGCAAGAAGCGAAUGAUUUCCGAUCUGGGCUUCUCCACAAAGUUUCCUGAACUCGUCCUCGCCUCGUAUACAAAGAACCCAUCUGCUCCGCACGACCCGGAUGGUCUUGUCCAAGUCUGGAACCUGCACAUGCAUGAUCGACCCGAAUACAUCUUCCACGCCCAAUCGGAUAUUCUUACUGCCAAGUUCUCUCCAUUCCAUCCGAACCUCAUUGUUGGCGGUGCCUACUCUGGCCAAGUGCUGUUAUGGGACACUCGGGCCAAGUCUGCACCUGUGCAAAAGACACCCCUUACAGGAUCUGGUCAUACACAUCCCGUUUACUCACUAGACAUUGUCGGUACACAGAAUGCCAACAACAUCAUCUCGUGUUCGACGGACGGCGUUGUAUGUGGCUGGACAGUCGACAUGCUUUCGCAACCACAAGAAUUCCUCGAACUUACAUCGCCGCCCCCAGCAAAGACGGACGACAUGGCGGUGACUAGCAUCGCCUUCCCUCAAUCGGAUCCGACAUAUUUCCUUGCUGGCACAGAAGAAGGCUCCAUCUAUCCGUGCCAUCGCUACGAUCGUGCAGGUGCAAAGGCCGGUGUGGAUGGGCGUGUCAAAUACGCUGGUCACGCUGCGCCUGUAAUGAGCUUGGACUUUCAUCCAGCAAAGGGCCAGAUUGAUCUUGGCGAUCUUGUGCUAUCAUCCAGUGUCGACUGGAGCGUCAAGCUAUGGAAAGUGCGGCCCCCAGCCGCCACGGGCGCGACCAAUGUCACUCUGCCAGGCGCCGCACAACAAGUCACGCCCGUGCUGGACAUUGCGCGUGAGGAUCUUGUGUAUGAUGCGCGAUGGUCGCCUGUCAAGCCCUCUGUGUUUGCUCUUGUCGAUGGAGCAGGUAGCCUUGAAGUGUGGGACAUCAACGUCGACGUCGAAGUGCCUGUACAGUCUAUCAAGCCUAGUGAUAGCAAGAGAGGCGCAUUCACGAACAUGCCGACGGGCUUAGGAUACAUGAACAGAAGUCUGAAUAAGCUAGCGUGGGAGAAGAAUGAGGGCAGGAAGGUGGCUGUUGGUGGCAUGGAUGGCGUUGUCACCGUAUUUGAAGUUGGCGACGACUUGGGUGGUGUACAGACGAGGAGCGAGGAGUGGAGCGGCGUGAAGAGGCUUGUGAACCGACUUGAAGGGCAUGGCGAUGGUGCGAACGGGAAGUAG
Molecule: messenger RNA, 2142 nt
Organism: Bipolaris zeicola 26-R-13
Lineage: Eukaryota; Fungi; Ascomycota; Dothideomycetes; Pleosporales; Pleosporaceae
Exons: 2
Coding region: 1-2142 (713 amino acids)
Biological process (GO): transport along microtubule
Cellular component (GO): cytoplasmic dynein complex
Molecular function (GO): dynein light chain binding; dynein heavy chain binding
Source: RefSeq, a predicted model, not a curated record